AUGGUUAUAUUCUUGCUUUUGCAGCUGUCCGGAGCGACCAGUGUCCACCUUUCAGAUCCAGUCACACCACCUUCUGCAGUCUAUUUUGAACCUGAGUCGAUUCCCUCCACACCCAGUUAUUUUCAACCACGAGAAUUUUCCAGUAGUGUUUCUUGUGAAGAAAACCCAAGUUGCCUUGACCAGAUCUUGGAUUCCUACCUUCAGACAGACACACACCCGGACCCUUUGCUCAAUUCCAUGCAAAGUACUCCACACUAUUUCCUGGACAGCUUCCAGGCUGCCCCUUUCUGCUUCGAUCAAAGCCUGACCCCAGGAUCACCCUCAGAUUCCUCCACUCUCUCUGGCUCGUUAGACUACAGUUACUCACCGGCUCAUCUACCUUCAUAUGCUCCUGAGAAUUACAAUUCUCCCCCUUCUCUGGACACCAGAAACUGUGGCUAUCCCUCAGAAGAGGACUCCUACCCUCACUUGCCCUCGCACACCCAGUACGACUGCUUCUUCCCAGCCCCUACCUCAGGAUGCUGUUGCGUGUCCUGUGAGGCAGAACACUUGGCCACCAUCAGAGCAUCCGAGUACUUCUCCUAUCCUGGCACGGACUGUGUGAACUUGAACCCCUCAGCAGCAGCAACCAGUGAUUUCUAUAUGAGGGAAGCAAACUGUGACCUCUGCUAUAGUUCAUAGGAUUCAUUAAUUGGUAAUGUGCAUGCAUAUAUCUGUUUUUCUGUCAUGCCAAACAACAACUUGAA
Molecule: messenger RNA, 746 nt
Organism: Molossus molossus (Pallas's mastiff bat)
Lineage: Eukaryota; Metazoa; Chordata; Mammalia; Chiroptera; Molossidae
Gene: POU2AF3
Product: colorectal cancer associated 2
Exons: 3
Coding region: 1-681 (226 amino acids)
Cellular component (GO): cytoplasm
Source: RefSeq, a predicted model, not a curated record